AAGUGAAGGAAGAAUCCAUGGGCUUAGUUUAACGGGCCAUGAACAUGCCACGUCAUCAUAUAGAGUGGUUUCGCGCCAAUUCAGAAUCUCUCUCCUCCUAAUUGGGUUACGCGCCGCCUGGGCGGGCAGUCAGCGAAAAUCAUUCAAAAAAAUUGAUUACUGUACUCCCACCGGAAAAUUAUCGACUGAAACCUCCGACGGUUGGGCGAAUUGAAUUGAAAUGGGGGAGAAAUUGACAGAGUACGAGCGGCGGAGACUGGAAAACAUAAAGCGGAACGACGAAAUGGUGGCGGCGCUCAAAAUUCACUCGAGGCUCAACGACCUAUCCGCCGCCGCGGCCGCCUCCAAGCGCCAGAGGGAUGAGAGUAAAUCCUCCAAACGGAGCCCCGUAAAGAAGCCUAGAUCUGAAAGCCCUGUGGUUUUGCGCCGCUCCCUCAGGAGUCGAGGGGUGCCGCCUGAUGCCGCUACUGCCAGUGGUCCAAAUGAUGAUUUGACCGGUCGGAAGCUGACUUUUAAAAACCCUCAGUGGAAUUCGAGGGAAUCCACUGAGGUGGAAGGACCCCUUAAAAUGAGCGGAACAUACUUAGGUGGUGAUGAUGGGUUGAACCAGAAGCUCAUACGAACCAUUUUGCAAUGUUCUAAAAAAUCUGUUUUGUCGAGUGAUGGGGAUAAAGGUCCUCGUGAUUCCACUGUUAAGUUGGAGAAAAGUGAGGAAUUUGAAAAAUUCAUACCCGGAAAAAGGUUAACGGGUUCGAUAGAUGUGAACGCAUUCCAAUUGAAACCCGAGAACAUUGCACGGGUAGUACCAAGUAGAAUUAUGAGUUUGAAGUUUUUUCCCACAGUAGAUAUGGAAAUGGUUGUUGCUGGUAACAAAUUUGGAGAUGUUGGUUUUUGGAAUGUUAAUCGCAAGAACGAAGGUGGUGGUGGGAUUUAUUUGUACCACCCGCAUUCGCGGCCUAUAUCUGGGAUUGUAAUAGAUCCAUUUUGCAUAUCAAAGAUGUACACUUCUUGCUAUGAUGGGUUUAUCAGGUUGAUGGAUGUGGAGAAAGAGAUAUUUGAUAUGGUUUAUUACAGUGAUUACACUGUAUACUCAAUGUCCCAGAGUCCACAUGACGUAAAAUCUUUAUACUUUAGCGAGGGAAGGGGUGGAGUCAAUAAGUGGGAUGUGAGAGCAGGAAAAUCAUGUUUAAAGUGCGACUUACAUGAUGAAAGAAUCAACACCAUAGACUUUAACUCGGAAAACGAAAACAUCAUGGCUACAAGUUCCUCAGAUAACACUGCUCGCAUUUGGGAUCUGAGACGCAUUAAUGCAGUUAAACCAACACCUUUGAAGAUUGUUAGUCAUAAAAGAGCUGUCCACUCUGCUUACUUUUCUCCCACUGGAAAGUUUCUGGCAACAACAAGUCUUGACGACAAAGUUGGUUUAUCAAGUGGAGCUAAUUACGAGGAUACAUCUAUGGUGUACCAUUAUAACCGAACAGGCUGUUGGAUUUCCACAUUCAGAGGCAUAUGGGGUUGGGACGAUUCUUCCAUCUACAUUGGUAAUAUGAAGAGAGGACUCGAUGUUAUCUCUGUUGAGGAGGCAAAAACAGUUACUACUUUAGGAAGUGAUCUGGUGUCUGCUAUUACAUGCCGUUACGAGGCACAUCCAUACAAUGUAGGUAUGCUUGCAGGCGCCACAGGUGGAGGUCAGGUUUAUAUUUGGACUCAGUCGUGAGAAUGGAGAAAGAUCACAAGAUGCUUAUAUUUUAGGUAUCAAAAGAAACUAGGUAGUUUCAAUUUUAAUGAUUUCGUGACGCAUCUUUGCUUUGCAUGUAGUUGCGUUAUGACUAUGUUGUAACUUUAGUAUUACUCGGGUGUAUUUAAACUGUAAUUUUAGCGAGUUUUUAUGUUUUCCUCGUUUUUUUAAUCUGUUUAUUUGUUCAACUUUGAUGGUGUUUGUGGUAGGGGUGGAAUUUGGGGUGAAAUUUUCGAAUUUCACCGGUUCCGAUCCGAAUAUUUCCAAUUUUUGGAAUAACAUUUUUCGUUGCAAA
This is a messenger RNA of Erythranthe guttata (spotted monkey flower), 2033 nucleotides long. It is a transcript of the gene DRS1, whose product is annotated as DROUGHT SENSITIVE 1. Gene Ontology annotation, biological process: regulation of DNA damage checkpoint. Gene Ontology annotation, molecular function: DNA binding; protein binding. The record is from RefSeq and is a predicted model, not a curated record. NCBI's taxonomy places the organism in Eukaryota, Viridiplantae, Streptophyta, Magnoliopsida, Lamiales, Phrymaceae. Gene Ontology annotation, cellular component: nucleus.